CCCAGUAUAUGGAUUCGAUUACAUAAUACAAUUUCUCAGUCUUUAGCAGUCCACUUAGAUACACAGACUUCGGCGAGACCACGAUGUCACCGACUGUGAUCCUCGUCGAGGCUCUACUGAUGGGAUGUUUAGUCAUUAAUAUCCCAGUGCGUGUCAGUGGUCUAGUGGAGCCUCUUCCUAUGCCAGAUAUUCUAGAAAACUGCUACAAAUAUCGAACCCAAAUCCUUAACGUCACCGACAUGCCAGCCAAUGAGAUUAGUUCGUUUUGUAUCACAAACUUUCUCUAUAAGACAUACCAUCUACGUCCUCAAAGACCUAUCGCUAAUGAGACCAUUCAGUAUGCGCAAGAACUGUUUCGGCAAGUAUUUGGAGAUGCUCAAAAACGUCGCAGGAGUAAAAGACAGUUAACCCAAAGUGUUCGACGGGAAGUUCGGAUGAUGCCCCGUCAGAUGUGGAAUACGUUUGUUGCACGGAUAAACAUUCUAAAGAAUCAAUUUGUUGGUCCCAACAUAAGUCGAUACGAUGCGUUUGCUGAUAUCCAUCGACUGGUUAUAGAUUCUGCGCAUGGUGGCCCAAACUUUUUUGGAUGGCAUGCUGUGUAUUUGAUAUUAUUUGAGCGAGCCGUUGGAGUUCCGGUGCCAUACUGGGAUACCCGACUUGAUUUCUAUAUGGAGCAACCUACUGAUUCUGUUUUGUGGACACCGGAAUUUUUCGGAGAAGGAUUUGGUGCCGUUACAAAUGGUCCUUUCGCCAACUGGUAUACACCAGAUAAUAUUCCACUUACUCGAAACAUCGGUAAUGCUGGAACCCUUAUCAGCGAUGAAAAUGUACAGGCUGUUUUAACACGAACACGUCACAGCGAGAUUGUUGAACCUAAUCCAAAUCCUCAGUAUAGUCUGGAAAUCCACCACAAUGGGCCUCAUGUCUGGGUUGAUGGUCAGUUAUCGGCAGGGGUAACAGCGGCCCAGGACCCUGUCUUCUUCAUGCUUCAUUCGUUUGUAAAUUAUUUCUGGGUAUUAUUCCGGAACAGACAAAGGGGACUUGGAAUCGACCCUGCUACUGAUUACCCUCCUACCAAUAAUCCAAGUCAACAGCCUUUCGGUCGAAUGAUUCCCUUUCCCUUCCAGCUCAGAAACGUUGACGGGUACAGUAACCAGAUCGAGGCUCUGUCGACAUACCAGCCUCCACCAACGUGUCCUACAUGUGGCGGAAGUUCCUAUUUGGAAUGCGUCAAUGGUAGAUGUCGCUCUCGCGUUGGUCUUGUUGCAAGUGGUGCCCCGAUGGCUAGAAUGGCUGGAAUGGAUGCAAUGGGAGGAGGAGCUGCAGCAUUUAGCUCGCCCACAGCUGGCGGACAGGCAAGAGCCCAGCAAACAGUAGCACAGACUGGGCCUCUACCGAUAGGAAAUCGUUUCAGCACUCCUUUCCGCGACCCCAGAACAAGAGGCGAUACAAUUCCUAAUGCCCCUGCAAGAAGAGGGAGACGAAGUACUUCGCAAAAUACUACCUCAACAAAAACAUCAAAUUUAAAUUUCGACAAUUCUCAAAUAAACAAGCCUUACCAAAAUACGUUUCUCCUGAAUGGUGUAAGCGAUGUCAAACGUUGGUCUUUUAUACCCGUAAGAAUAAUAUUUGAAAGAACCCCAAAGUCAAAAUUUCGAUCAUUUAUAAUAAAAGAUGGCAACUUGAUAGAGACAAAUGACAUGUUCGAAACUCAAGAAUAUAAAGGCCUCAAAGUUGAAAUAAAGAAGAGGAUGCCAGCGACCUACAAGAAAUGUCAUGUAUCCGGUUCCGGUGCGUCCAAAGUUUACGUCCAAACCGACGGUAUUGACUAUUCAGGCAGGUACAAGGACUAUGCUGUAGUGGACGAGAGAUUGCCUAUCUCCUCCUCUAUGACGUAUAUUGGAGUCAAAAAUCCAACUGAAGGGGCUGCUCAGUUCCACAUGACCGCGUACGACUCGUGUGGACGUGUUUGUAGACCCCAGUGUCUCACUAACGGAAUCUACCGACCAUGUUCGGGAACAUUCCGUGUAACCUCAACGUAUCCGAAAAUGUAUGGACUUUCGUAUGAGGAUGCUGUGAAGGGAAUUUGGAAAAAGGGCAGCAAUCUCCUUCCCGAAAGCCACUCCGGUGAAGUUCCUGUCACUUUCUUUUGUGACGCAUACCAGUCAUGGCCAUGGGUUUACGAAUAAGACCAUGGGUUUACGAGUAAGACCACGGGUUUACGAGUAAGACCAUUGGUCUACGAGUAAGACCAUGGGUUUACGCGUAAGACCAUUGGUCUACGAGUAAGACCAUGGGUCUACGAGUAAGACCAUGGUUCUACGAGUAAGACCACUGGUUUACAAGUAGGACCACGGGCUUACGAGUAGGAACAUGGGUUUACGAAUAAGACCAUGGGUCUACGAGUAAGACCAUGGGUCUACGAGUAGGAACAUGGGUUUACGAAUAAGACCACGGGUUUACGAUUAGUAACAUGGGCUUACGAUUAAGACCAUGGGUUUACAAUAACAUCACGAGUCUACGAGUAAGACCAUGGGUUUACGAGUAAGACCAUGGAUUUACGAAAAAAAACAUGGUUUUACGAAUAAGACCAAUGUCGCCUUGCAUUGAUUGAUACUUUAAAUACACCAUCGCUAAAUAGAAAAUUAAAUGAAAAACUUCAGAUUUGUUAAAUUUUAUUAAUAUGCCAAAAUUAUAAGUUACAAUUAUCAGUUCCUUUUUUUAGAAAUAAAUGCUUGUUUAGUAUUCAGUGUAUGUUAAAAAGUGUAUUACCUCAAUCUUCGAGAUUCAUUAUUUUUGUUUUAGAACAAAAGGGCACAGAUGAUGUAAACAAAGUCAGAUAAAAAAAAUUGUCCUCUGAUAUUCAAAACUGAAAUAUCUACCAGGCAAUGUUUUCUUUAAUCUAUGUUUAUAUCAUGUAAUAAUUAGAUAGUGUCAUUAUCCGAGCAAAGCAGAUACAGAUGUUGAAAAAAUAUCGUUAACAUUUUUCUCCGAGAUCCGACACAAAAACAUCUACCUUUUUUUCGAAAAAAAAGAAUGUUUAUGCAUUACAAAUUUCAACUUAUCAAGUUUGGAUAUCUUUUCUUCAAAUAAAAUUAUGUUUUUUUA
Molecule: messenger RNA, 3108 nt
Organism: Mizuhopecten yessoensis (Yesso scallop)
Lineage: Eukaryota; Metazoa; Mollusca; Bivalvia; Pectinida; Pectinidae
Product: tyrosinase-like protein 1
Exons: 4
Coding region: 84-2189 (701 amino acids)
Molecular function (GO): oxidoreductase activity
Source: RefSeq, a predicted model, not a curated record